This is a messenger RNA of Gastrolobium bilobum, 2057 nucleotides long. Its product is annotated as SWI/SNF complex component SNF12 homolog. Bases 202 to 1791 code for a protein of 529 amino acids. Gene Ontology annotation, cellular component: SWI/SNF complex; nucleus. The transcript is spliced from 3 exons. NCBI's taxonomy places the organism in Eukaryota, Viridiplantae, Streptophyta, Magnoliopsida, Fabales, Fabaceae. Gene Ontology annotation, biological process: regulation of transcription by RNA polymerase II. The record is from RefSeq and is a predicted model, not a curated record.
CAUUACACAAAAGUUAACUAUUUUAUGUUAGAAGACUCGAUGUCGCAAGAAGGAAAGGGAAGGAAUGGAAAGAAAGAAAUUGAGAAGCAGAAAUGCGCAGUGAUGAAGUGAUAGUGUUGUGGAAGCAUAACAGUUAUCCAAGAGGUGAUUUUGAUUCUUAAUGAGAUUCAGGUUUAGGUUUUAGAAACCAACACCAUAACCAUGAACAAUAAUCCAGCAAAGAAUGCUGCUACGCCGUCGUUUUUGGGCAAUUCGGGAACAACCUCGAUCCCCAUUAACCACCCACCACAACCAACCCAUCUUUUAUCACAGUCACAGCCUCAAACCCAAGGUGCUUCUCACUUCCCUGGUCACUUUCAGCUUUCGCAACCCCAAACCCAGGUGCUUGCACAACAACCUCAAUUUGCACACCCUCCUCAAACGCAGCAGCAGCAGCAUCAGCAACCUGUUAAUCAAUUGCAUAACAAUGUGAUUGCUAAUACGAAUGUGGCUACUACUACAACUGCAACUGCAACUGCAACUGCCAAGCGUGCAACUCAGAAGCCGCCUUCUCGGCCUUCUGGUUCGUCCAAUGCUAACCAACCCUCACCCUUUAAGACCAUGGAACUCACCCCGGCUCCUCCACGAAGGAAGAGGAAUUUGCCGGAUAAACAAAUACCGGAAAAGGUGGCUAAGCUUCUGCCUGAGUGUGCUCUUUAUACUCAGUUGCUUGAACUUGAGGCUCGGAUUGAUGCUGCUUUAAUUAGGAAAAAGAUUGACAUACAGGAGGCUGUUAGAAACCCUCCGCAUGUUCGGAGAACUCUUCGUAUUUAUGUGUAUAAUACCUUUUCAAAUCAGGAUAAGAAAAAUCUAGAAGAGCCUCCUUCUUGGUCCCUUAGGAUAACUGGAAGGAUAUUGGAAGAUGGUAAGGAUCCUGUGGCUGCGGGAAUUUCUCAGACUGCGAAUCCUUCUUACCCAAAGUUUUCGGCUUUCUUCAAGAAAAUUACCAUAUACUUGGAUCAGGGCUUCCAUCCGGAUAAUCAUGUCAUUGUGUGGGAUAGUGCUCGUUCGCCUCUACAACGAGAUGGUUUUGAGGUGAAGAGGAAAGGAGACAAAGAAUUCACUGCAGUGGUUAGAAUAGCGAUGAAUAAUUCGCCUGAGAAAUUUAUGGUUUCAGCACAGCUGUCUAAAGUUUUAGGGAUUGAGUUUGAUACUCGCCCUAGAAUUAUAGCUGCUCUUUGGCACUAUGUGAAGUCCAGGAAGUUACAGAGCCCAAAUGACCCUUCAUUCUUCAUGUGUGACGCUUCUCUCCAAAGGGUGUUUGGAGAAGAGAAAAUGAAAUUCUCCAUGGCUUCACAGAAGAUAUCACAGCAUUUGUCUCAACCACAGCCUAUACACCUGGAGCAUAAAAUCAAGCUUUCUGGAAAUUGUCCAGCUGGAACUACAUGUUACGAUGUGCAGGUUGAUGUGCCUCUUCCACUGGAGAAGGAUAUGUCUGCGUUUUUGGCAAGCAGUGAGAGGCACAAAGAGUUUGAUGCUUUUGAUGAAGUGAUUUGUGCUUCAAUAAAGAAGAUCCAUGAGCAUCGUAGGAGACGAGCUUUCUUCCUUGGCUUUAGUCAGUCUCCAGCAGAGUUUAUUAAUGCUUUGAUUGCUUCUCAGAGCAAGGAUCUAAAGCUUGUUGCUGGAGAUGCCAGCCAUAAUGCUGAAAAUGAACGGCGUUCUGAAUUCUACAAUCAAUCAUGGAUUGAGGAUGCUGUCAUUCGCUACCUGAACCGGAAAACUGCUCGAAGUGAUGCUCCCGGAGGCGUCUGAGAGAAAAUUGUGAGAUAGUUUUUUUUUUUUUUUUGGAGAUGAGGGGUUGAUUUUCUGAUAUUACUCGAUGGUCUUCUUCAGUUUUGGAGGGGAGUACUAGUACAGUAUAUUGACUCAAGAAUUUUGGUUACCCCUGGCUCAUUUUUGGAGUCCCUCAACCAUAUUUUGUAUCUAUUGAUUCUCAUGUGCUUAUCUUAUCGCCUAUUCGAAUAUGUUAAAAUGAGGCAAGGUCUGUUAUCAAAAAAAAAAAAAAAAAAAAAAAAAAA